Messenger RNA from Leptinotarsa decemlineata (Colorado potato beetle), 972 nucleotides. RefSeq lists its product as uncharacterized. The record is from RefSeq and is a predicted model, not a curated record. NCBI's taxonomy places the organism in Eukaryota, Metazoa, Arthropoda, Insecta, Coleoptera, Chrysomelidae.
AGUGUUUCUAAUAGCGAGGCAGGAAGGGAAGUCCUUCAAAAUGGUCCGUGUGGUCCAGGAAUGGAUAUUUAUGGUCAUAUUUUUGGGCCCACAGCUGAUGAGACGAUUCUUGUUGGAUUGCAAUUGAUUCGUAGAGCGGGUUGCCAACCAAGCAACAUGGAAAUUGUACCUGUUGAAUCUGUUGAGAUAUCAGCCGAAUCUAUUGCGAUACCUGUCGAACUAGUUUCGAAACCCGUUGAACCUGUUCCGAUACCUGUAGAACCAGUUUCAAAACCCGUUAAACCUGUUCCGGUACCGGUCGAACCAGUUUCAAAACCCGCUGAACCUGUUCCAAUACCUGUAGAACCAGUUUCUAAACCCGUUGAACCUGUUCCGAUACCGGCCAAACCAGUUUCGAAACCCGUUGAACCUGUUCCGACACCUGUCAAACCAGUUUCGAAACCCGUUGAACCUGUUCCGAUACCUGUCGAACCAGUUUCCAAACCCGUUGAACCUAUUCCGAUACCUGUCGAACCAGUUUCGAAACCCGUUGAACCUGUUCCGAUACCUGUCGAACCAGUUCCGAUGCCCGUUGAACCUAUUCCGAAACCAGUUAGCCAACCUUUGAGACCCGCCAUCCCAAGCAAAACAGUAUCCGAAGAACCCAUUUCUAAACAACCCACCACUGCUGCAGUAGUGCCUUCCGAAGAUCCAACCAUCGAAGAACCUAGUAUCAGCGACCACGAAAUCAGAGAUGAAUCCUCACAAACCGAAUAUUCAUCGGCUGUAAUGGAAACAAAGGAUGAUACUCUGAGCGAUGUAGGCUCCCAGACAGCUUCAGAAUUUUCUGUGGUGUCUGUGGUUUCGAAUGCUCAAUCUCAAACUGAGACACACAACGAGGUCCAAGAAGUAAUAGAAAAAAUCAUUGAUACAAAACUGAGUGUAGGAAAUGAAGAAGGCAAAAAGUCCAAUGAAGACAAAAGUUGGUUUUAG